AUGGCUCUUGCACAUUUUGCCCGGAGUAAUUCUUUGUUCUGUGUUAAACAGACGCCGAAAUUUUCUUUGCGAGGGCUCCAACUGGCUUCAAGAGGAGACUUUGAGCCUAAAAAACCACCAGCGUUUGAUUUCCUCAGCACGGGUUAUCCACAAUGGUAUAUGUUUGAUAAUACAAAACAUCGAUUCACCGAGAACACUAAGUUUAUCUGCGUAGAAGGAAAUAUUUGUAGUGGUAAAGGACACGUUGCUCAAAAAAUUGCUAAGUAUUUUGGAAUGGACCAUCAUGCUGAUCCUACCGAUGCCGAUAUUUUUACUCUGAAAAAUUAUAAACCGACUAUUGAUGUUCGUAUGCACAAUACGAUGCUUCCAAAAGAUGCACAGUACUUUACCACAGAGAUGUUCUGGACUACGGAGAAUGUAAAAGAACAGGGAAAACCUUUAUAUUUGCAAUACCAAUAUUAUAUUAACCGCUACUUUAACUAUCUUCGAGCACUCUGUACUCUCUUUAAUACCGGCAAAGGUGCCGUCAUUGAUCGCAGCCAUUUUUCUGAUCUUGUUUUCGCCGAGGCUCUUCUUAAGUGUGGCUACAUUUCCCAAUAUGGUUAUGACUGGUUUAGUUAUUUCCAUGCUAAUACUGCUCUUAAUUUGUGGAAACCUCAUCUUAUUGUGUACGUCAAAGCCUCUACAGAUCAAAUUCGUGAAGAAAUAAAGAAGAGGGCUAUU
This is a messenger RNA of Rodentolepis nana, 723 nucleotides long. The record is from the annotation of a GenBank genome assembly. NCBI's taxonomy places the organism in Eukaryota, Metazoa, Platyhelminthes, Cestoda, Cyclophyllidea, Hymenolepididae.